Lolium rigidum is the source of this 1606-nucleotide messenger RNA. RefSeq names its product CMP-sialic acid transporter 4-like. The record is from RefSeq and is a predicted model, not a curated record. The transcript has 16 exons. Gene Ontology annotation, cellular component: Golgi membrane. Gene Ontology annotation, molecular function: pyrimidine nucleotide-sugar transmembrane transporter activity. Gene Ontology annotation, biological process: pyrimidine nucleotide-sugar transmembrane transport. NCBI's taxonomy places the organism in Eukaryota, Viridiplantae, Streptophyta, Magnoliopsida, Poales, Poaceae. The coding region runs from base 164 to 1372 and encodes 402 amino acids.
AUUCGCCCGGUGCCCGACGCUCAGGUGGGGCUAGAUCCCGCCCACCGAUCCCAACUCCUCCGAGGUGUGCGCAGGGAAACCAUUACAUGUCACGGCUUUAGAGUGAUACACAUCUCUUGCCGGUGCUGUUUGUGGUUCUGCUGGUCCUGGUUGGCGUGAGAAGAUGCAGAGGAAUGGGGCGCUGGAAUGCAGCGUCUGCCACUCCAAGGUGGUGGCGCCGAGCCCCAGGAGCAUAUCAAGGGCAUAUGACAAGCACAAGAGCAAGAUAUCGUCCAAACAGCGCGUGCUCACGUUCCUUCUCGUGUCCGGGGACUGCGUCUUGGUCGGCCUCCAGCCUAUCCUUGUCUUUAUGUGCAAGGUUGAUGGGAAGUUUAAGUUCAGUCCUAUGAGCGUCAACUUUUUGACGGAAGUUGCAAAAGUUUUCUUUGCUAUCAUAAUGCUAAUAAUCCAGUCUAGAAAACAGAAGGUUGGGGAGAAGCCACUUCUGUCGCUUUCGACCUUUGUACAGGAAGCCCGUAACAAUGUACUAUUAGCUAUUCCUGCUCUACUAUAUGCCAUCAACAACUACCUAAAGUUUACCAUGCAGUUAUACUUCAACCCCUCGACUGUGAAGAUGCUAAGCAACCUGAAGGUCCUUGUCAUAGCUGUCCUCCUAAAAUUGAUAAUGAGAAGGAAAUUCUCUAUAAUUCAGUGGGAAGCCCUUGCUCUGUUGCUUAUUGGAAUCAGUGUGAAUCAACUACGCUCAAUGCCCGAGGGUGCCAAAACUUUUGGUCUUCCUGUCACCGCAAUUGCAUACAUAUACACACUAAUAUUUGUCACUGUCCCAUCGUUUGCCUCUGUCUACAAUGAGUAUGCCUUGAAAAGCCAGUUCGACACAAACAUCUAUCUGCAGAAUGUGUUUCUGUAUGGAUAUGGUGCAUUUUUUAACUUCCUUGGCAUCCUAGGGACUGUCAUACUAGAAGGGCCAGAGAGUUUUGAUAUCCUUCGAGGGCAUUCAAGAGCCACAAUUUUUCUCAUUUGUAACAAUGCCGCACAAGGAAUACUCUCUUCGUUCUUCUUCAAGUAUGCAGAUACAAUUUUGAAGAAGUACUCAUCAACAGUGGCCACAAUUUUCACUGGUCUAGCAUCUGCUGCAUUUUUGGGACAUACCUUGACUAUUAACUUUCUCCUAGGCAUCUCAAUAGUCUUUAUUUCAAUGCACCAGUUUUUCUCUCCACUAGCCAAAGUCAAAGAUGACAAACCAGCUGGAACUUCAGAAUUGGAGAAACAUAGGUUGUCUGACUCUUCUUUUGUAAAUAUGACUGCUGGUGCUGAUGAUGCAAGCCUCCUUGGCCCAACUGAUGAUGAUAGAAAACCAUUGUUGCCUACUUAACAUUAUACUUGAGGUAGUUAUAGAAGAGAAUUCUUUUUGCCGGGAACCACACACUUUAUGUAGCAUGGUAGAUUGAAUCAUACACUCUUGUACACUGUAAAAGCAAAGGAAAUAUAUUUAUAUGUAAGAGGCCAUCGGAUUCUUUCUUUCUUUUUUCACCCCAAGUUUCUUGGGGCAACAAAUGAGGGCUGGCAUAUUUCACAUAUUCCAUACGAAUUCACUGAUACGAAACAA